Molecule: messenger RNA, 8671 nt
Organism: Sus scrofa (pig)
Lineage: Eukaryota; Metazoa; Chordata; Mammalia; Artiodactyla; Suidae
Source: RefSeq, a predicted model, not a curated record
AUCAUGGCUCUGCACUCCCUGGGGGAGGCUUGAGGAAAUUACCACCCUGCCCCAAUUUCCUAUGCACUCUGAUGACCUGAACCUGGCCAGGGAGCCCUGGCAUCCCGCGUUUGGCAUCUUAGAGUCCAGACUCCUUAAGACAGGCUGAUGACAGCUCCCUGCCAGGACUUUUUGCUACUAGCCAUGUGAGGAAAAUAAGAGAAGCCAGAGAGUGAAUAUUCCUAGGCCAAGAGCCCAGAGCUCUAGACUGCCACCAAGAUGGUAAAUGAUGGGCCCUACCUUAUUGCUGAUCUGGACCGGCGAGGCCAGAGAAGGUCCUUUGCAGAGAGAUAUGACCCCAGCCUGAAGACCAUGAUCCCAGUGAGACCCUAUGCAAGGUUGGCACCCAACCCUGUGGAUGAUGCAGGGCUGCUCUCCUUUGCCACGUUCUCCUGGCUCACCCCACUGAUGGUUAGAGGCUACAGGCACACCCUGACUGUGGACACCCUGCCCCCGUUGUCGCCCUAUGACUCAUCUGACAUCAACGCCAAAAGAUUUCGAAUCCUUUGGGAUGAAGAGGUCGAGAAGAUGGGUCCUGAGAAAGCCUCCCUGGGCCGAGUGGUCUGGAAAUUCCAGAGGACACGUGUUUUGAUGGACAUCGUGGCCAAUAUCCUGUGCAUUAUCAUGGCGGCCAUAGGGCCGACUGUUCUCAUUCACCAAAUCCUCCAGCAAACCCAGAGUAUCUCCAGGAAGGUCUGGGUUGGCAUCGGCCUGUGCAUGGCCCUUUUUACCACCGAGUUUACCAAAGUCCUCUUUUGGGCCCUGGCCUGGGCCAUAAACUACCGCACAGCAAUCCGGUUGAAGGUGGCCGUCUCCACCCUGGUUUUUGAAAACCUGGUGUCCUUCAAGACGCUGACCCACAUCUCCGUUGGGGAGGUGCUCAAUAUACUAUCAAGUGAUAGUUAUUCCUUGUUUGAAGCUGCCUUGUUUUGUCCCUUGCCAGCCACCAUCCCAAUCCUAAUGGCUGUCUGUGCGGUGUACUCCUUUUUCAUUCUGGGGCCCACAGCUCUUAUCGGGAUAUCAGUGUAUGUGAUCUUCAUCCCCAUCCAGAUGUUUAUGGCUAGGCUCAAUUCAGCUUUCCGAAGAUCAGCAGUUUCAGUGACAGACAAGCGAGUUCAGACAAUGAAUGAGUUUCUGACUUGCAUCAAGCUGAUUAAAAUGUACGCUUGGGAGAAAUCUUUUACCAACACUAUUCGAGAUGUUAGGAAGAGGGAGAGAAAAUUACUGGAAAAAGCUGGAUUUGUCCAAAGUGGAAACUCAGCACUGACCUCCAUUGCAUCCACCAUAGCCAUUGUACUGACAUUCACCUGCCAUAUCCUCUUGAGACGCAAGCUCACUGCCCCGGUGGCAUUUAGUGUGAUUGCCAUGUUUAAUGUAAUGAAGUUUUCAAUUGCAAUCUUACCUUUCUCCGUCAAAGCAGCAGCUGAAGCCAAUGUCUCUCUAAGGAGAAUGAAGAAAAUUCUCAUAGCUAAAAGCCCCCCAUCUUACGUCACCCAACCAGAAGACCCAGAUACUGUCUUGCUUUUAGCAAAUGCCACCUUGACUUGGGAGCAAGAAGCCAGCAGGAAAAGUGACCUAAAGAAAGUUCAGAACCCAAAAAAGCAUUUUCUCAAGAAACAGAGGCCGGAGGCAUACAGUAUGAAUCCAGCAGCCCAGGGAGUCACUGGCCCCGAGGAGCAAUGUGGCAGCCCCAAGUCGGUUCUGCACAAUAUAAGCUUUGUGGUGAGAAAGGGGAAGGUCUUGGGAAUCUGCGGGAACGUUGGAAGUGGGAAGAGCUCCCUCAUCGCAGCUCUCCUGGGACAGAUGCAGUUACAACAAGGGAUUGUGGCCGUCAACGGGACCCUGGCCUAUGUUUCCCAGCAAGCAUGGAUCUUUCACGGAAAUGUGAGAGAGAACAUAUUAUUUGGAGAAAAGUAUGAUCACCAAAGGUACCAGCACACUGUUCGUGUCUGUGCCCUCCAGGAGGACCUGAGCAGCCUCCCUUAUGGAGACCUGACUGAGAUCGGGGAGAGGGGCCUCAACCUCUCUGGGGGGCAGAGGCAGAGGAUCAGCCUGGCCCGUGCUGUCUACUCGAACCACGAGAUCUACCUGCUGGAUGACCCCCUGUCGGCUGUGGACGCACACGUGGGGAAGCACGUCUUUGAGGAGUGCAUCAAGAAGGCGCUCAGGGGGAAGACCAUUGUCCUGGUGACCCACCAGCUGCAGUUCUUGGAGUCUUGUGAUGAAGUCAUCUUGUUGGAAGAUGGAGAGAUUUGUGAGAAGGGAACCCACAAGGAGUUAAUGGAGGAGAGAGGACGCUACGCAAAGCUGAUUCACAACCUCCGAGGGUUGCAGUUCAAGGAUCCUGAGCACAUUUACAAUGCAGCCAUGGUGGAAGCCCUUAAGGAGAACCCUGCUGAGAGAGAUGAAGACGCUGGGCUCAUGAUUUUGGCUCCAGGGGAUGAGAAAAAUGAAGGAAAAGAACCGGAAACAGAAUCAGAAUUGGUAGACAUAAAAGUUCCUCUGCACCAGCUCAUCCAGACCGAGUCUCCCCGGGAAGGAACUGUGACCUGGAAAACGUAUCACACGUACAUUAAGGCUUCUGGAGGGUACCUCCUUUCUCUCUUCGUUGUGUCCCUCUUCCUCCUGAUGAUUGGCAGCUCUGCCUUCAGCAACUGGUGGCUGGGUCUCUGGUUAGACAUGGGCUCACAGAUGACGUGUGGGCCUCAGGGCAACGCGAGCACGUGUGAGGUGGGCACGGUACUGGCCGACACUGGGCCGCGGGUGUACCAGUGGGUGUACGCCGGGAGCAUGGUGUCUGUGCUGGUGUUUGCUAUCACCAAAGGCCUCACCUUCACCAAGACUACGCUGAUGGCGUCCUCCUCGCUGCACAACCAAGUGUUGCACAAGAUCCUGGAGAGCCCCAUGAGCUUCUUUGACACGACUCCCACCGGCCGGCUCAUGAACCGAUUUUCCAAGGAUAUGGACGAGCUGGAUGUGAGGCUGCCAUUCCACGCAGAGAACUUUCUGCAGCAGUUUUUUAUGGUGCUGUUUAUUCUCCUGAUAUUGGCUGCCGUGUUUCCUGCUGUCCUUUUAGUCCUGGCCGGCCUUGCUGUAGGCUUCUUCAUUCUUUUACGCAUUUUCCACAGAGGCGUCCAGGAGCUCAAGAAGGUGGAGAACAUCAGCCGGUCCCCCUGGUUCUCCCACAUCACCUCGUCCGUGCAGGGCCUGGGAACCAUCCACGCCUACGACAAGAGGGAGGACUGUGUCAGCAACCACCUCCUAUACUUUAACUGUGCUCUCCGGUGGUUUGCUCUAAGGAUGGAUGUCCUCAUGAACAUUGUCACCUUCGCUGUGGCCUUGCUGGUGACUCUGAGUUUCUCCUCAAUCAGCGCGUCCUCCAAAGGCUUGUCGUUGUCUUAUAUCAUCCAGCUGAGCGGGCUGCUCCAAGUGUGCGUGAGGACAGGAACCGAGACCCAGGCCAAGUUCACCUCGGUGGAGCUGCUCAGGGAGUACAUUUUGACCUGUGUUCCUGAAUGCAGUCACCCCCUCAAAGUGGGGACCUGUCCCCCCGACUGGCCCAGCCGUGGGGAGAUAACAUUCAGAGACUAUCAGAUGAGGUACAGAGACAACACUCCCCUUGUUCUCAACGGGCUGAACUUGAACAUCCAGAGUGGGCAGACAGUUGGGAUCGUGGGAAGAACAGGCUCUGGAAAAUCGUCAUUAGGAAUGGCCUUGUUUCGUCUGGUGGAGCCUGCAGGGGGCGCCAUCCUCAUCGACGGCGUGGAUAUCUGCACUGUUGGUUUGGAAGACCUCAGAACCAAGCUGACUGUGAUCCCCCAGGAUCCUGUCCUGUUUGUAGGUACAGUAAGGUACAACUUGGAUCCCUUUGAGAGUCACAGCGAUGAGGUGCUCUGGCAGGUUCUGGAGAGAACAUUCAUGAGAGACACAAUAAUGAAACUCCCAGAAAAAUUACAGGCAGAAGUCACAGAAAAUGGAGAAAACUUCUCAGUGGGGGAACGUCAGCUGCUUUGCAUGGCCCGAGCGCUUCUCCGUAAUUCAAAAAUCAUUCUCCUUGAUGAAGCCACGGCCUCCAUGGACUCUAAGACUGACACUCUUGUUCAGAGCACCAUCAAAGACGCCUUCAAAGACUGUACUGUGUUGACCAUUGCCCACCGCCUCAACACAGUCCUCAACUGUGACCACGUUCUGGUCAUGGAAAACGGGAAGGUGGUUGAGUUUGACAAGCCUGAAGUCCUUGCUGAGAAGCCAGAUUCUGCGUUUUCGAUGUUACUAGCAGCAGAAAACAAAGUCCGACUAUGAAGGGCCCCACGUGGUGGGGACCACUACAGCUGAUGUUAGUGGAAGAGGAGGUGGCGUAAGAUGAGUCAGAUGCGCCUGCCAGGGGAGGGACUGUCAUCUCAGGGGGCAGCCCUGGUCUACCAUCCUCUCAUGCCUGAAACACAGGCUGAGCUGGGGUGGAGUUGCUUCCCUGCCUCACCCAGCAUGUGCUUCCUGACCUCACUUGGAGGGCUUGUGCCAGGUUCUGGGUGAUGAACAGAGGCAGAGGAACCUAGUGGAUUAAAAAACUGCCCUCCCCUCCUAAAACCCCAAGGGUCCCUUGUGUGUCCUCAUCAGUACCACCCCAGUGCCUGGGACUGGAGACGUUGUAACUUUCAGUAAAAAACUGGUCAAAUGGAAUGAGAAAAAUGCCCAAGGAUGGACCUUUGUAAAGGUUUUCUGCCUUGUUAUCGGAAAGGAAAAGAACAGAGUUUUCUUUCCGCUUAACUCCUAUUCACAUCUAUUUUGAGUGGGUGACAAGCAAUAACGACACAGAUCUUGUAGCAUGGAAGAUUGAUUACAGUGUUUGGUGAAAAAAAAUUUUAAAAAAUCAUAUCGUAUGUCCCAUUUGAUCUAUUAGAAUAACCAGGAAAACAAAACGUUGGCAUUUUUCUAAAAAUGACAUUUUUAUAUCUUCUAUAUUAGUCAUUAAAAUGCAGUAGGAAAUUAAACUACCCUGAAAUGUUGCCUUGCAAUUAUUUUGCUGAAGAUAUUCCAAUUUCUGUACUGUUUCCUCUCACAGAUCUUCGUCAUGCUCUCCAUUGACUCAGUAAUAAACCCCCACAGUGUUUCCCAAAUAAAAGGCUGUCUUUCCCAUCUCAAGUUUGCUAUGAGGAGGCAGUAAAGACAUAGUCCCAGCAGCCCAGGAGUGACUGCUGCUAAUUCAUGGUGACAUUUGGGGAAAAAGUAGAAAAUUCAGAGGGCUCUUGGGCAGGGUUUGUCACAGUGCGGCUGUUUCUCAUUCCUUGUAGGAUUGAAGGCACUAUUGAUGGUUCAGGGAGGUUUCCUGGACUCCUCUCCUGGAUCCCAGGCUCUUCUCUAGAUGUGGCCCAGGGCAGCAAUGGCCAUGAAGCUCUUGUCCCCUCCCCUUCUUAGUUCUGGUCCCACACUUCACUCUGUCCUUCCAAACUUGGAGGAGGGCAAGCCUGGCACAUAGAACUCUAGAACACCCUGAUGGUGAGGUGGGUUAAGGAUCUGGAAUUGUCACUGUAGUGGCUCGGGUUGCUGCUGUGCCUCAGGUUCGAUCCCUGGCCUGGGAACUUCCACAAAAAGAAAUAACGACAUGAGUGCAUGAUGCCAAGAUGAACUUAUCCUGGCAGAGACUCCCAUCCUCCUCCCCCAGGGUACAUGUGCAUGUUAAAGGGUUUAGUCUGGAGAGGCCGAGGUUUAGGGCAGACAAGCCAUCAGCUAGCAUCUCAAAGGCUGGGCUUAUGGGGUUUGCUUCCAACAAAUGAUUCUCCAGCUCUUCUCUGGCCAGGCCCCAGCAGGUGUUUGCAGGACCAGAGGUGAAGCAGGCAAGGCUGGCUGCAGGUGGUGCUCCCUGUCUGGCAGGUGCUAAGGCCCAAGGUAAGGCAGCUGGGCAGUGACUGUGCCAUCAGCAUAGAAAGAGGGAUGUGUUUGAAAAGGCAGUGAGUAAGGGGUCUCUAUCACAGGCAGCUCCAUGCCAAAUUCAGAGCUCCCUGUGAAGGGCCACUCUUCCGACCUAGCCUUCUCCCAUCACAGGAUGUAACGUUGAUCAAAUGCCUAUCCAUGGGGCUGUGGAGCAGCCACCUUGGGCUGAGUGCAGCUUCAUCCUGAUGGAUGUCCAGUGACUCCCCUGGGAGGGAGUCUGUGCUGGCUCUGGGAAUCCGUGCCAGCCAUGUAAUGGGGGCGGAUCCUUUAUUUCCUACCUCCCCUACCACCUGGACAAUCAGCCUAUGAUUUCAGCGGGGUGUUUCUAGGGGGCUAAGGCUGCAAAUAUCCCUGUGGCUCAUUGAGAUGCACUGAUGGGUGAAUCACCUUCUAUCACUCAUUCCUGCCCAUGCUCCCUUUGGCUGGUCCCAUCCAGGAGAGAAUACCCACCCUGAUAUCUGGUGAGCCCCUGCAACGUGCCAAGUACUAUGAUAAGCAUUUUUACAUGAAUAGUUUCAUUGAAUGUUCACCCCAUGAGAUGGACACUUUUAUUAUUCCUAUUUUCCAGAGGUGGAAACCAGGGCUCACUGAGGUUAGUAACUUAGCUAUAGAUGUACCACAAGGAACAGAGGCAGGAUUUGAGCCCGAACCAGUCUGACUCUAGGGUCCUGCUCCUUACCCCUCCCUAGAGCCCCUCGUGCCCCUUCCCCUGGCCUGUAGCAGGGGCAGCGAUGGUUGUCAGCAAGGCACACAGCAGGAGGGAAGCCUCCUGUUUGCCUGUGCACUGGCAUGGAACAGUCCCAGUGCCCUCCCCUCCCACUCUUUAACUGUCGAUGAAAUGUCAGCCAGGGAGAAAGUAUGUUGAAUAAUAAUAACCAAUGUUUAGCCAGUACAGACUCAUUCAUCCUAAAGAUAUUGCAGGUUUGGUUCCAGACCACAGCAACAAAGCGCAUCACGUAAUUUUUUGGUUUCCUGGUGCACAUUAAAGUUGUAUUUUGCACUGCAAGUUCCCUUGUGACACAGUGGGUUAAGGAGCCGGUACUGCAGCUGCUGUGGCACAGGCCACAACUACGGCACAGGUUUGAUCCCUGGCCUGGGAACUUCCACGUGCUGUGGGUGUGGCCAAAAAAAAGUUAUAUUCGUAUUAUCCUAUAGUCCAUUAAGUGUACAAUAGCACCUGUCUUAGUUAAAACAUACUCACUGCUAAAAAAUGCUAACCAGCAUCUAAGCUUUCAGUGAAUCACAGUAACAUUAAAAAUCACUCAUCACAGAUCAUUGUAACAAAUACAGUCGUGAAAAGUUUGAAAUGUUAUGAGAAUUAUCGAAAUGUGACAGAGACAAGAAGCAAGCAAAUGUUGUUGGACAAAUGGCAUCAACAGACUUGCUCGAUGCAAGGUGGCUGCAACCCUUUGUAAAAAACAGAGUAUCUGUGAAAUGCGAUAAAGCAAAGUGCAGUGAAGUGAGUAGUCCUCAAAACACAGGCUUAGCUCAUUGAAUCCUCACCACAUCCCUGAGGAGAAGGUACCAGCGUUAUCUUUAUAUUACUGAUGAGAAAAACCGUGGCACUGAGAGUCACUGGACCAACAUCACCCAGCUACUGAGAUCUGAAUCCAGGUAGGCAGACACCAAAGUGUGUGCUCCUCAGUCCCACGAAGGACUGCUGCAAACCUGAGACCCUUCGGGUGAGACAGAACCCAGUGUUCUGAGUUGCAAAGCCCAUGUAUUGGUCAGGAUUGGGCUCAGUUAUGCUGUGGUAACAAACAGCCUCACAUCUCAGUGGUUUAUUUCCUGUUCACGUGACAAGACCAUCCUGGGUCGGUUGUGCCUGGGCUGUUUAUCUUCCUCACUCUGCAGCCCAGGCUGGCAGAGGGAUCAGAAGUGCCACAUGCCUCUUCACCACAUUUCAACAAGUCACGCGGCCACUGCUGAGUUCAACAGGGAGGUGUGGGGUAUGUACUCUACCUUACGGGAGGGGCAUCUCAAGGCCCAUGGUCAAGCUUGUCCCUGUAGGGAGUUGUAUAAUCCACCUCUUGGGAGGGGCAGCGGAUAUUCUGAACAACAUUACAACCCACCACAGCCUGGGUUUGGGUCUUAAUUUUGGCACUGAGUGGCUGUGUGACCUAGGGAAAGUAGCUUGCCCUCUCUGAGCCUCCUGUCCCUCAUUUGUAAAAUUUGGGGGUUUGGACUGAGUGCUAAGGUUCUUUUCAGUCUUGAAUUUCAAUACAGGAAAAAUAAAAAGGAGAUAUGAAAAUAGUUUAUAAAGAGUGGCAUUUGGACUUCCAAAGGGAUUAUAGCGAACCCUAAAUGUAACUAAACAUUUUUGGAGACGUUAACUUUGUAAAGUCGAACAAGGUUUAACUGAGUUCUGAGUCUUUCCUUAGUGUCUGCUUUGAUGCUCCUUAGGAUAUAAGAAUGUCUUUGAAAUUCGAUUCUCAUUUUAUUUGGUGCCGCAGUUUUGCUGUUUUCUGCUAAUUUUCCUGUCUAUUGGGUGAUCAUAUGUUCAAUGUUAUAAAUUAGAACUUCUCAUAUAUUCUCUGUUUGAUGUCAGCAGAGAUGAGCAUGAACCACUUAUAAACAUUGUAAAUUAAUCACAAAUUGCCUGUGACAUGUUUCAGACCAGCUGAUCUAGAGCAAAGAUGGGCAAACAUGGCCAUAGGCCAAAUCCAGGCUACCUGUUUUUGUGAAUAAAGUUUAUUGGAAG